GUCCCGCAGGAGCACCAUAACCAUGUCAUCUACCGCCGGCGGAGAGAUCCACACCACCGGCGCCGCUUCGUUGGAAGGCAAUUUCACCACCGACGACGGGACUCCCUAUUGUAUCGCCAUCACCACGAGCGAGACCAUUGACUCCUUCAAGGUCGUCAAAGCAACGCUCUCUUACACCAAAGAGACAGACAUGACCGGCCACGUCACAGUCAACGGAAGCGUUGGAGAAUAUGUCAAACUUACUUGUACUCGCGAAGGCACCACUAACACCGUUAUCACUGGGAAGGUUACUGGUACUGGAGUGGAUCCCCCUGACACCAUUGUGGGCAAUGGCAAGUGGUCGCUGCGCGCGGAGGCUGAGGUAAGUGGUCACCGCUGAUG
This is a messenger RNA of Phanerochaete carnosa HHB-10118-sp, 381 nucleotides long. RefSeq lists its product as uncharacterized. The coding region runs from base 23 to 379 and encodes 118 amino acids. The record is from RefSeq and is a predicted model, not a curated record. NCBI's taxonomy places the organism in Eukaryota, Fungi, Basidiomycota, Agaricomycetes, Polyporales, Phanerochaetaceae. The transcript has a single exon.